Porites evermanni is the source of this 693-nucleotide messenger RNA. NCBI's taxonomy places the organism in Eukaryota, Metazoa, Cnidaria, Anthozoa, Scleractinia, Poritidae. The record is from the annotation of a GenBank genome assembly.
AUGCACAUCGGUCAUUCGACAAACAACAAAAUGGCCGCCCGUGCGAAGAAGAGGUUGGCAGUGAUUUCUGACCACCUUAGCUCUUCUAGAUUACAUUCUGUACUUCCAGAAAUAUCAUUUACAGAUGCAAAAGAGCUCGAUACCGAACGUUUAGUUCUACAAAAUGAUCUUCUGACCGAGGAACAAGUCGAUUUCUAUAACACAAAUGGCUACCUUGUCGUGCGGAAUCUUGUACCUCAAGAGCUGUUAAACAAGUAUUACGAUCGUUUUAGGCAAAUAUGUAAUGGUGUUGUCAAAGUACCCGCUAUAACAGUGAUGAGGGAUGUCAGCUACGCGAAAGCUAACCGUUCACGUGGCGAGAGAACCGUAAAUAAACUUCAAAAUUUCGAACAGGAUGAGGUCCUUUUCAGCUACUGUGAGCUGCCUCAGAUUUUAAAGUACGUGGCGUGUUUUACUGGUCCAGACAUCAAAUCUGUGCACAGCAUGCUAAUAAACAAACCGCCUGAUCCUGGUACUCUGACAUCUCGUCAUCCUUUGCAUCAGGAUUUGCAUUAUUUUCCUUUCCGUCCAGCCAAUCGGAUGGUGUGUUCUUGGACAGCAAUGGAGAAAGUGGACAAGAAAAAUGGUUGCUUGGUAGUCAUUCCAGGCACCCACUACACUCCACUCCUGCCACACCAGUAUCCAAAAUGGGAG